This is a messenger RNA of Camponotus floridanus (Florida carpenter ant), 4028 nucleotides long. RefSeq names its product patched domain-containing protein 3 (gene Ptr). Gene Ontology annotation, cellular component: plasma membrane; cytoplasmic vesicle membrane. The coding region runs from base 481 to 3633 and encodes 1050 amino acids. Lineage: Eukaryota; Metazoa; Arthropoda; Insecta; Hymenoptera; Formicidae. The record is from RefSeq and is a predicted model, not a curated record. The transcript is spliced from 10 exons.
GGAGCGGACCAGCGGAGCGAGUUGCGAGCGGGUCUCGAGCGGAAUCUCGAGCGGCACGUCGAGCAGUUCGAAUCCCGCUUCCCGCGACGACGUUCGAUUUCAUGCGCGCUCCUUCACGCUCGAAUUUCGAUCCCCGAUCAUGACACGCGGACGGACGAAGACGUGCAGGUGAAACGUGCCGCGCUUCCCGCCUGACUGUCCAGCAGAGAAGAAACGCGCGACAAAGUGCCACCGUGAAAAGGGAAGAGAAAUCAUCGAUAUAUUGGCCUAGAGCUUGCCGAGGGAUUUAAUUGGUGGUGAUAAAGUUUUGUGCAGAGAUUUUGUGGAAGGUUUAAAGCGCGUUUCCUGCUCAAUCAAGGUGAGAAGAGGAACGUGCGUGAAAAUCUGACGAGGGAUGAUUCAUCCUCCUUCUGUGUGUCAUGUAAUCCCUUAUGGGGGUACCAUCGUCCCAUGAAAUAAAGCUUUGUGUCAGAACAAAAGAUGUGGCACUUGACGUGUGUCGAUGACUUCUUGAACCGCGCGUUUUACAAACUUGGCCUCACUGUCGGUCGACAUCCCGGCUACUUCGUAAUCGUGCCAAUACUGAUGGCUUGCAUAUGCUUCACCGGCUAUCAAAGGAUAAACUACGAAAUCGAUCCGGAAUAUCUCUUCUCGCCCGUCAACGGCCCCAGUAAGACCGAACGAGCGAUAGUCGAGCAAUACUUCAAAGUCAAUUACAGCCAUCAAUUCAACGUCGGUCGUAUUACUCGACCAGGCCGAUUUGGUCAUGUAAUCGUGAUUCCUAAGGAUGGCGGGCAUAACAUGUUGAAGAGCUCGAUUUGGAAGGAACUAAUGGAACUCGAUCGGAUAAUUAAAAAUAUCAAAGCAAAAUAUGAGGACGAGGAAUUCACAUACAAUCAGAUUUGCGCACGAUGGCUCGAGGAGUGUUUCACCAACGAUAUUCUAAAUCUACAUCAAGUGAUAGACGAAGUGGAAAGGCGGAAGCUAAAUCUGACAUUUCCGAUAACGAUCAAUCCGGCCACCUGGGACGCUCAUUUGUUGCCGGUGUUCUUCGGUGGAAGUGUUCUCAAUGACGAUCUCACUGUAGAAUCGGUGCCUUCGAUACAGCUCGGCUACUUCAUCAAAGUCGAUAAUCCACAGCAAAAUGCGAUCGGUGCCGCUUGGGAGGAAGCUUUCCUAGAAGUCGUCGGCAAGGCCGAGGACGGAGGCGCGUUUAAGCACAUUAGCAUCGCAAGAUUCGCUUCGAGGACCCUCGAAUUGGAACUAGAGGCCAACACCAAGACAGUCGUGCCGUAUUUCAGCAGCACGUUCAUCAUAAUGGCCCUAUUCUCGAUCGUGACAUGCAUGAUGACCGAUUGGGUACGUAGCAAGCCUUGGCUCGGUCUUCUGGGCAAUCUCUCGGCCGCUAUGGCGACGGUCGCUGCAUUCGGAUUAUGCAUGUAUCUGGGGGUCGAUUUUAUCGGCCUGAAUCUCGCCGCACCGUUUCUCAUGAUAGGAAUAGGAAUCGACGAUACCUUUGUUAUGCUAGCGGCCUGGAGAAGGACGAGCAUUAGUAAACCGGUGCCAGAAAGGAUGGCGGCAACAUUGAGCGAAGCUGCCGUUUCCAUCACGAUUACAUCUUUAACGGAUAUGAUAUCCUUUUUUAUUGGCAUUUUAUCGCCUUUUCCUUCGGUUCAAAUUUUCUGCAUUUACUCAGGUUUUGCGGUAGUCUUCACUUUCCUAUUUCAUCUAACGUUCUUCAGCGGAUGCGUCGCGAUUAGCGGUUAUUGCGAACAAAAAAAUUUACACAGUGUUUUCUGCUACAAAGUGCAACCUUUAUCCAAAUCGACUCAUCGAUCGUGGUUGUACAGAAUGUUAUGUUCCGGCGGAAUUGAUCCUGACGACCCUCAGAAUCCAAUCGACAAUCCUGAACAUGGAUGCAUGACUUGGUUUCGUGAUUAUUUAGCUGCCGCGUUAAACUGUCGCCCCGUGAAAGUGAUUAUCAUCCUCAUUUUCGGGUGCUACCUUCUUGGUGGCAUUUACGGACUCACGACUCUUAAAGAGGGCCUCGAUCGACGCAAGCUCUCCAAAGAAGAUUCCUACUCGAUCACUUUCUAUGAUCGCGAGGACUUUUAUUUCCGGGAAUUUCCUUAUAGGAUACAAGUGGUGAUAUCCGGCGAAUAUGACUACAGCGAUCCAAUAAUUCAGGAACAAAUGGAGAAUUUAACUAGAAACCUCGAGGCGAGCAAAUACAUCAGCGCGCCGAUUUACACGGAGAGUUGGCUUCGAAGCUUCCUCGGUUACAUAUUACGCAACGAUGAUUAUUUGAACGUGACUAUCAAGGACAAACAUAACUUUACUAAAACCCUCAAAGAGCUCUGGUUGUUCCCGUCCAGUUCCUUCUCCCUAGAUGUCAAGUUUGACGAGACGGACGAAAACAUUGUGGCCAGCCGAUUUCUGAUACAGGCGGUGAAUGUGAGCGGCACGAAUCAGGAGAAGGAUAUGGUGAAGGAGCUGCGUCACAUUUGUGAUAUGUCGCCGUUAAACGCCAGCGUGUUUCAUCCGUAUUUCGUGUACUUUGAUCAAUACGAGCUGGUCCGGCCGACCACUAUCCAGUGCAUGACGUUCGGCGCCCUCAUUAUGAUGCUCGUCAGUUUCAUCUUCAUCCCCAAUGUUCUCUGUUGCCUAUGGGUAGCCUUCUGCAUCGUGUCCAUCGAGCUCGGGGUGACUGGCUACAUGGCGCUGUGGGAUGUUAAUCUCGAUAGCAUCUCCAUGAUCAAUCUGAUCAUGUGCCUCGGUUUCAGCGUCGACUUCACCGCGCACAUCUGCUACGCUUACAUGAGCUCAAAGCAAAGGCGGCCAGAGGAUCGGGUGAAGGAAAGCUUAUACAGUCUAGGUCUGCCAAUCGUUCAGGGCGCCGCGUCGACGAUACUCGGUUUGAUAGCGCUUCUGCUGGCUGGCACCUAUCUUUUCCUCGUCUUCUUCAAGAUGGUCUUCCUAGUGAUCUUUAUCGGCGCCUUGCACGGUAUGUUCCUGCUGCCUGUGUUGCUAUCCCUCUUCGGACCUGGCACCUGCAGCAGCGGACAGGAGAACGAGCCCGGAGAGGACGAGAACGCGAAGAACAGCACGCAGGAAAAAGAACUAGCAAGCAAGCUUCAGCAACCCUAUGUGAUUCCACAUCCUCAUCUAGUCUAUUACACGAGCGCUGUCAAACCGCUCCAGGACAGUCCUGCGACCAGCAUGGCGGCAUUCGAGGAGAGGGAUCCUGGCUUGGGUACCAGCGAGGAUAGCAACUCGACCGAGAGUGGCUCCUCGCAGAGCAGAAGACGUCAAUGCAAGCAGCAGGACCAGCAGCCGGAUCAACAAAAUCAGGUUCGCCACGACAUGUGGAGAAGAUCCAUCGGCGUCCUGUAUGGCCUGUCGCAGUUUCAAUCCAUGACCGAACCCGCGUAUCCGACGCCGGACUAUCCUGGAGCCCAGGUGCGAGAAACCGGCGAGGAAAACGGUUCACGAACGAUGCCUUAUCUAGGACCAUACACCGCGUCGCCGUACAUACAUCGUCUUCCGAAUCAGUUUUCGCGGGACUACAGACGCAGCAGAUCCUAUCACAAUCUGCAGUCGACGCGACAUGUAACGGAUCCCCGAUAUCCGUAGUAGAGAGUUGAGAUGAAUAGCGCGAAAGAAAGAUAUUGUCAGCGUGAUAAGCGAGACGAACAAAUCAUUCGAUUGAAUUUAGGCUUCUUCGCGAGCGGAAUGAUAGCGAUAAUUGAUUAAGGCAAACUGUUUUUUGCAAUUUUGCCGAAAAGAUUGACCGACGUUACGAAACCAUGACAAUGCGAGAGAAAGAAGAACGAAGGAAGAAUCUUUUUUGCAAGAUUAGAAUGCUCGAAUUACGAUUUAUAUUACUUUCAAGGGGCUGAAUUUCGAGAGUCAAAAUUUAACUCUCAAACAGCGACACAAUCGCACAAAUAGUAGCACCCGAGUACAUUCGGAUCUACAAUAAAAUAUAUUUUUUAUCUCGAAUAAAAUUUUUGUUGUUAAAGUUUGAU